AUGAACGCAAUAUGGACGUCUUCCAUCACCAAAAUUAAUCCCAACAAAGAAACCUUUGAAUCAGACAUUGAAGAACUUCUAACAGCGAAUGGAUUUCAUUUGAAAGCGCACAAAAAUCAAAAUAUUUUCGAAAACUCGUCAGAAGAUAUCAGUGCCUCGACGAAUCAAAAUCAUCUGGAGAACGAAAUAGAAGAAGUACAUCUUCAGAUGAGAUCUAGAAGCGUCUCUCGUCUUCGAGGAGAGAAUAUUUCAGAAAACACCACUGUUCUAAAAGUGUAUUCAAAAACAAUUUUAAACGAGAACGAAUUAACGAGUAAACUUUCAAACACGGACACUAAUGCACAGAAAGAAGCAACGUUAUGCGAAGGAAUUGAAGUUCCCGAAGAAUGUAGUAAAAUGAAGGACAAAUUAAGGAAUAAGGAAGAAAAAUGUGUAUCUGACGAUAAAAUGAAGAACGUGCCUGUUAGAGAAGCAAGAAUGCAUAAUCGAACCAUUGAAGACCCCGAAGUAAUCGAAAUUUAUUUCAGCAAAAAGGAUGUGGACUUAGACAAAAAACUUUGUAUGAGAACUUCUGCAAAAGAGGAUGACGCAUCGAUUUCUGGGACGAGCGCUAAAACUACUAUUCACAAUGUAAAACACACAAAACCUGUUUCGUUAAAUGAGAAUAGGUUUGUAGAACCCACUCGAGAUCGACAGAACAGUGUUGAUUGUAAAUUUGAGAAAAGUCCGCGUGAUUUGAGGGAGAUUAAAAAUGAAGUGAACGAUUCUGAAACAAGUGGAGUAUUUAAAGGAAAAGUGGACGGAAAAAUUGAAUUAGAUGUACAAGAAAAUAGUUGUAAUAAAUGGUGUACACAAAAUAAUUCUUCUGUUAUCGAUGAGGUGUCUUUGAAAGAUUUAUCGGAUGAAAAGAACGUUAGAUCGAACGAACGAAAAUGUACCACAGAAAAUACUGCUCUGAAUUCAGCUGAUGAUUUACGUUGCUUGAAAGAUGAGAACUUUGCAAAUUCACCGAAAAAUUUGGCAGAAAAUUGCAGUAAUUCUCAAAAAUGUGAUGGAGGAAAUAUGAACUUUUCGAUAUUCGAGGAUACUCUUUUAACAAGAGCAAAAGAAAAUCAGAAUAUCUGUUUAAAUUCUACUUUCAUCAAGACAGUGUGCAAAACGGAGGAAACUGAUAUGAAAUCGAAUGAAAGCGAACUUUCUAAGUCGUCUCUGAUUUCUGAAGGUUCCGAAGAUUUAUCAUCGGUCGAAAAUAUAACAAUAAUCCCAAAGGAAGAAAAAUCGAGUGUAAACUCAUUGAAGGAAAAUAAGAUUAAGGUAGUGAUUGAGAAACGGGAAAACAAGGAGGAAAAUUUUGAAAGAGAUGUAUGCGAUGAUGUGAAAAGCAAUUUAUCCACUAAAAACGUCUCGUCGAUGAUUCAUGAUAAAAAACAGAUACAAGAUUCUCAACAUGAAAUCGCGAAAACUGAGGUUACAGAUUGUAAGGAUGAAAUUACGCAGAAAAUGAAGCAAAUUAGUUAUUGCGAGCACAUGGAUAUAUGUCAAAUGUUAACGAGCAUUCAUGAACAAUUAACUUAUGAUUUGAAACGAAUAAAAGAUAUUGAAGUGAAAUUGCAAGGAAAAUUUUCUGCGAGUUCGAAUGAUUAUACGAUGCCGUUGCAAUUGUUGGAUAAAACUGUGGCGAGGUGCAAGAGUUACAUUCACGGGUCAAACAAUAGCCCCAAAGCUCAAUGUGAAAUUGCGAAAAUCUUGUCGAAAUAUGGGGAGCAAUUAAUGGUAGCUGUACAUAACAAUACAGUUGCUUUGAAUGGUCAAGAACUACAAAUGCAGUUUCAUGGGCAAAAUUUGAAUGACAAAAGGAAUAUCUUAAAGGAAAUUAAUUCGUCUUGGAAUUACUGGCAACCGGAAAUAGUGCAUUUAAUCGGAACGAUAUCGGUUUUGGUGAAGCACGUGAUGGACAAAAAUGAGGAAAAAGAAAACGUUAAAGAUCCACGAAAAUAUAAAACUGUGCCUCGUCAUACCACAAACAAUUUUAUUGUUCACGAUUUAAAAUCGAAGCACAAAAAUGAUCGAGUGAAAUCUGCAAAAUUGAAUCUAUUCAAAAAAGAAAGUGCAGUCGAGACACAAAUAUCUGUCGCUUCAAAUUUGCAUCAAACCAAAUCGAAAAAUUCCGUGAAACUCCUCAAUGUUGUAAAUCGAGAAAAGGAAAAGAUUCAGAACGAUCUCCGGAUUAACGAGAAAAAAACGACCGAUAAAUCAAAAACCAAGAAAGAAUCCACCAAAAACAAGAAUCAUGGAUCCGCGAAUCAACAACCAGUUUGGAGACCAGGUGGAAUUGUUAAAAUUCCUUCUUCGAAUAGUGCCACAACGCUGCAGAAAAUUCGUUCAAAUGUCAAGGAAAAGACGAAUCUGUUUUCGGAACAUACCAAGGCGGAGAAACCAGUCAAAGCGGUGAGUGCCUCCAAGAAGAAAAUCUCCGACGACUUUUCAUCCUUAAAAAAUAUAUUGUCAUCCAUGAGAACUACAUUAACAACUAACAGCCAUAAUUCCAAAAUUGUUGGUAAAAGAAGCAACACGAGUAUGAAGACCAGUCCCAGAAUGAAACCAAGACCAGGAACAAUAAGAGCAACACCGAGAAAUGAACCUGUCCGUCAAGUUAUAAAACAUCCCAAUUCAAAAUUCAGCGAAAACAGAACACACGAUGAUGUGCAGAAACGUUCGAAAGAAUCAAAAACUCUUUCUUCCUUGAAAGAGACAAAUGGCAAGGAAGUUAAAAAUAUAACAAGUCGUCAGUUUUAUGAUAAAAUCAAUCAAGCUACAUUUGAUCCACGGUCAGAAGCAAUUUUAACGAAAGAAGAAACUUGUAAUAGCAAGGAAGAACCAACGAGAGAUGAUUCGAGUCGAUUAGUUGAAAAUCUUCCCAAGUUCAAUGAUACGCUUCAUGAAAACCGUCAAGUGACAGAAACGAUUCCAGAAGCUCUAGAUUUAUCGAAAAAGCGCAAAAAUACCAUCCAUGGAGAAAUAGGUAUCGACAAACAUCGAUCAAAGGCAUCUUCCGAUUAUUCUGUUAACACAAACCAUGUGACGCGUGUUAGGUCGAAGUAUGAGUGUACCGGCUUCGACGUUUCAAAUCGUCAAACGUUGUUCAACUCUGUUUCUUCGCCGAGUACCCAAAAGACAGAACAGAAAAAUGAAAAGAGAGAGCUUGACGAAGAAACGCUAAAGAAGGGUAGAACUAAUUCGCACGCGUUGUCGUUGAGUAGAUUGAAAGAGUUCCUCUGCGAGCAGGGAAUCGAUGCUGAUCUGGUGAACAGAGCUGAACGAGAGUUGAAGGACAAACAGAGAACAGGUAGAUACUCGAAGAAGAAGUCCAUUAGUUUUGCGGAUAUGUUUUUCAGCGUUCGAGAUGAUCAAAAAUUGCAGAAGGUUUUCAAGAACGAACAUUUGUGGGAUAUGUUGGAGGGGAAGGAGGAAAAUGAUAUUAAUCAUGGGAAUAAUUUAGGGAAGAUAGAUCAUAAAAGUGAUGGUAUUGAUAGUGAGAAGAGUUUGAAGUAUGCAGAAAAUGGUAACUGUGAAACAGACUUGAAACACAUGGAAAAUGCUAUAGAUUCUGAGAAAAAUUUAAAGUACGUAGAAUGUCAUGAAAAUGGUAUUAAAUGUGUGGAAAGCUUAAAGCAUAUGGAAUAUCAUAAGGAAAAUGAUAUUAGUUGUGAGAAAAGCAUAAAAUGUACAGAAUGUCACAAAAAAACUGAUACUGAUUGUGAGAAGUGUUUAAUGUACGCAGAGUGUCACGAAGAAAAUGAUAUCAGUUGUGAGAAAAGUUUAAAGUAUACAGAACGUCAGAAAGAAAAUAUUGAGUGUAAGAAAAACUUAAAGUAUAUAGAAUGUCAUAAGGAAAAUGAUAUUGAUUGUAAGAAAAGCUUAAAGUAUACAGAUCGUCAUAAAGAAAAUGAUAUCUGUGAGAAAAGUUUAAAGCAAGAUGGCAUUGAUUGUGAACAGAGCUUGAAGCAUAAAAAAUCUUGCAUCACAAACGUUGUUGAUAGUGAAGCAAACUUAGAAUGCGCAGAAAAUGUUGUUAAUCAUGAGAGGAAUUUGAAACUUACAAAAAAUUAUAAAGGAAAUGAUUGUGAAAGUUAUUCAACGCUCGAGGAAAUUAAAAGGGGUGAGAUUAUGGAUUAUGAAAAUAACUUAAAAUAUAUUGAACGUCAUGAAGAAAUCGUUAUUGGUUGUGAAGGAAGAUUAAAACACGUAGAAAAUGUUAUUAAUUGCGAAAGGGAUGAUUCUGAAGUUAAUAAAGAAAAUCAUAUAAAUUUUCUCGAGAAAAAUUCUAGAGGUACACGAAUUUAUGAUGAUGAUAUUAACUGUGAGAAAAGCUUGAGAUACAUAGGAACAUAUGAAGAAAACGAUGUUAAGAAGAAUUCAAAAUCUGCUGAAGUUUACGAAAAUAAUGUUAUUGAUUGUGAAGCUGGCUUAAAAAAUGUAGCACUUUUUCAGAAAGAAUAUAAUAGUAAUUAUGACAGCUUAAGAUUUCCUAGAAAACAUGUGAAAAUCGAUAUUACCCCGGGAAAAAAUUUAGAUAGUCAUUGCAAACAUGGCUUCAAGCACACAGAGAAUUAUAGAGAAAAUAGUACUUGUGGGAAUAAUACAAAGCAAGUGGAAAAUCAUAAAGAAAAUAGCAAUAAUUAUGGAAAUAGCACAACGCAUAUAGAAAAUCAUGGAGAAGGUAUACAUUAUGAGAGGGACUUACAACGGACGAAAAAUCAAAAAGAAAGUAAAAAUAAUUGUGAGAGUAGGUUAAAGAAUAUAGAAAAUUAUAAGGAAAAUUGUAUUAAUUGUCAGAGAAAUGUAAAACCCACAAAAAGACAAACAGAAAGCAGUAUUAAUUAUGAUAGUAGGGUAAGCCAUAUAGAAAAAGAUAAUUAUUUUGAAGAACGUUUACAACAUACAGAAAAUUGUAGCAAUAACAAUAAUAAUUGUGAUAGCUCAAAGUAUCCAGAAAAUCAUAGAGAAAUAGAUAUUGCUGGUGAGCAGAAUUUAAGACACACAGAAUAUCACAAAGAAAGUAAUAUUAUUUAUGAUAGUAGCUUAAACCAUGUAGGAAAUCGUAAAGGAAACGGUAUUAAUUGUGAUUGUAACUUAAAUUAUGCAAAAAAUUACAAAGGUAGCAAUACUAAUUAUGAUAGUAACGUAGAGUAUGUAGAAAAUCGCAAAGAAAAUAAUGUUAAUUGUGAUAGUGAUAAUAGCGUAAAGUAUGUAGGAAAUCAAAAAGAAAAUAAUAUUAAUUCUGAUGGUAGCUCAGAUUUUGGAGAAAGUUACAAUGAGGGCAAUAUUAAUUGCGAUAGUAGCCUAAAAUAUGCAAAAGAUUGUAAAGAAAGUAAUAUAAAUUGUGACAGAGAUUUAAGGUUUGUAGAAAAUAACAAAGUAGAUAAUAUUAAUUAUGAUAAUAGUCUGGAGUAUGCAGAAAAUCACGAAGAAAACAACGUUAAGUGUGACAAUGCCUUAAACAAAUCAGAAUAUCAUAAACACAAUAGCGACUGUGAGGAUAGCUUAAAAUACACAAAAAAACAAAGGGAAAUCGAUAUUAAUCGUGAAAAUACCUUGAAAUAUGUAAAAAGUCACAAAGGAAAUUUGGUCAAAAAUUCUAGUAACGUAGAAAAUUACAAGGAAGAUAAUUGUUGUAAUAAAAGCUUGAUUAACAAAGAAUAUUCAAUCGAUUGCAACAAAAUGAACCCACCAGCAGAAGGCGAAAUCGUAAAUCACGAAAGAAAUUUAAUAGGUUCUCCGCAACCGGAAAUGAGAGACGCUGCAUCAUGCACCGAAAAAAGUAACAAGGACGUUUAUUCGCAAACCAAUUUUCAAAUUAAAGAUUCAAAAACUUUGGAGAUUGUUCUGCAAAACAACACUUCGUCGAAAGAGCUACGAGUUACAGAAACACAGACGGAAAUAUAUUGCAUGAGAAAUACAAGCAGCAAAGGCAUAAACGUUUCUUCCAUGACGGUGGCACAUCCGAUCAAUAAUAAUUCCAUGGAAACCAUAAUAGUCUCCUCUCUUUCUACAUCCAUGGCUGACCAGGUCGAUCGUAAAAAUUUCCGCAAAAAGAAUUUGCGAAAAGAAUCGUACAAAUCAUCGAAAUCCAUCGAAACAACAUUUGACGACAGCGAAAAUUCCUCGAAAAAAUGUGACAAUUUCUUCCGUCAACUGUUGAAUCAGAUUCAAGAGUCUAACUGCGAAAAAAAUGAUGCGUUGAACGAGUUAAGCUUCGUCGAAUCGAAUGCGUCAACGUCCACUUCCGCUUCUUCUCCUGAACGUGAAACAGUAAUGAAACAUGCACAUACAUCAGCGACUAAAGUGAUUUCAAGCGAAACGAUGGCGGCUUUUCAUGUGACCGCUAUCAGAAUUCGCAAUAUUUACAAAGCUGUCGACAUCUACAAACGGAAGUUGAGGAACGAUCUGAAGGCUGAAAAACGAUCGAAGCGUGUGAAUAAAAUUUGUAAGGAGAAACCGAGUUGCGUGUCUAAAAGCAGCAGCGUCGAUUCCAUUUUCGCGAGAAAGAAUGGAAGUGACCAAAAUGGCGUCGUUCAGAUAUUUGAAGCGUUGAGGCAAGAGGAUGAUGAGUCUUCGGAUGUUUGCGAAAAUGAAGAGGAAGAUUAUGAGAGCACUAAAUCAUCGUCAACGAUGUGGUCUUACGAAAGCACUUGCGGAAAAGUGGAACUAAAAAUUUCCGGAAAAUUGUCAGAUACAGUUCUUUUAAAAGACGUGGGACAUUUGAUGGACUUCUUAGUACAAAAAACGGACGAUUCGAUGGGAAAGACUGAUAGCGUUCAUACAAUUUCAAGCAAUUCAUGCAGAUUUCAGAAUAGGUUUCAAGAUAACGAAACUUCACGAUUUUCUAUAUUUUCCAGAGAAAAUUUGUUACCUUUAGUUUAUGGAAUUGUUUGUUCCAUUGUUUUUUGGUGUCUACAUUUCACAAUAACUUGUGACGUUGUUUUGUGAUUGUUGCUUUUGUGUACGUUAUUUGU
Megachile rotundata (alfalfa leafcutting bee) is the source of this 7016-nucleotide messenger RNA. RefSeq lists its product as uncharacterized. The record is from RefSeq and is a predicted model, not a curated record. Lineage: Eukaryota; Metazoa; Arthropoda; Insecta; Hymenoptera; Megachilidae.